UAUGGCUUUGUACCAAUUUUCAAAUAAAUACAAUUAUUUGAACUCUGAAGACUUUUAAUGUGGGGUUUAGACGGAACACCCUGUAUUUGAAUUUUUAAUAAGUUUUCAAACAGUUGUAGAUAAUAAACCGAUUUUAUCGGUUUUUCAAUUAAUGUUACUCGAACAUAUAAUUAUGUGUAGACUCGUAAUGGGGAAUAAAACUCAAGCAUUACAAGAAAUCUCAUCAGCGGUGGCACUUUGUCGACAAAAUGCCAAAUUAUUAGAGACACAUGGGCCCCAAUUACACACCCUUUUGGGGCUAUAUUCAAUGAGUAUGAAUUGUAUGGAGGCGGCUGAGGCGCAAUUCAUGGCGGCGUUACACACGUCACGUGAACGUGAAUUAUGGACGUUUGCAAACUUGAAUCUAGCAAUUGUGUAUUUGAGGGGUAAACGAGAGUCGGAUUUUAAUGCCCUUCAUGAAAGGAUUAAUCCUGAAUCUUUGCCAUCUCAUUCUCAUAGUUUACGAGCUGCUGCUUAUUACGUCCAAGGUCUUCAAGCGUUUUUUCAAGGACGUUACAAUGAGGCCAAGAGGUAUUUGCGCGAGACGUUGAAGAUGGCGAAUGCCGAGGAUUUAAAUCGGUUAACGUCGUGUUCGUUGGUGCUUUUGGGGCAUAUUUUUCUCUCGUUGGGGAAUAGUCGUGAAAGUAUGAAUAUGGUAACGCCGGCAAUGCAAUUGGCGAGUAAAAUCCCCGAUGUUCAUGUACAGUUGUGGGCGUCUGCGAUUUUGAAAGAUUUGUAUAGGAUGUGUAAUGAUCCGCAAAGUGAGAAUGAAGCGUAUCAGAGACAUGUUAAUUUCUCACAAAUGUUACUCAAUGAUCAUUUUCAAGCAUCACAAAUGCCCGAACAUAAUUUGAUUAUGUGGACACAAGGGAGUUUUCCCAACAUCACCAAUUCGCCGAAUACGUCUGGAGUUUUAUUGUAAUCGACUAUUUAUUAAUUUGUAUUCGAAUUUAUUUUUUAUAUAAUUGGUCUUGAAUAAAACGAUUAAAAAUUG
Tribolium madens (black flour beetle) is the source of this 1033-nucleotide messenger RNA. Its product is annotated as MAU2 chromatid cohesion factor homolog. Bases 152 to 961 code for a protein of 269 amino acids. Lineage: Eukaryota; Metazoa; Arthropoda; Insecta; Coleoptera; Tenebrionidae. Gene Ontology annotation, cellular component: SMC loading complex; chromatin. Gene Ontology annotation, molecular function: protein binding; double-stranded DNA binding. Gene Ontology annotation, biological process: maintenance of mitotic sister chromatid cohesion; mitotic sister chromatid cohesion. The transcript has 4 exons. The record is from RefSeq and is a predicted model, not a curated record.